CGUUCUUCUUCCGGUGUUGCUGUCUGACCGUUGACCAAUUCCUCCCUCCGGAAUCCAAGUAACCCACAAAAACAGUUUAUCAAUUCCAUCAUCUCUAUCUCCAUUUAUAUUCCACCCAGAAAGCGUGAGGUAAUGAUCUUUGGUUUGACGAGUAGGAAAGUUCUCGCCUUUUGCAUGUAAACUUCACCUUUAUGGAGAAGAUCAAGAAGGGUAGGGUUCUUCACACUCUUUUUCUUCUUCUCAUCUUCAGCUCACUGGCUUCUUCUCUGUACGAAACCCCCGAAGAGAGUGAAGAUCGUCAAAACGGCGACGUAUACGCGAGUUCGAGGUAUGAAGAGGUCCGGGUCGGAUUGGUUCUUGAUAUGGCUUCCAUGGAGGGGAAGAUUGUCAAAAGCUCUGUCUCCAUGGCGCUUUCAGACUUCUACAGCAUAAACAAUGUCUACAGAACAAGAGUCUCUGUUUUAGUCAGAGACUCCCGUGGAGAGGCUCUCCAAGCUCUUGCUUCUGCUGUGGAUCUCCUGCAAAAUUCAGAAGUGAAAGCAAUCAUUGGUGGGCAAUCGUUGUUCGAAGCAAAGCUUUUGGCAGAGCUUGGGGAGAAAACUAAAGUUCCUGUGGUUUCGGUUCAUGUUCCUAGCUCGUUAUCCUUGAAGAAAUACAGUCACUUUAUUCAAGCUACGUAUGAUCCCACGUCGGAGGCAAAGGGCAUUACCUCUCUCAUCCGUCGUCUUGACUGGACAAGUGUUGUCCUCAUCUACGAGGACGACGAUGACUGGAGAGAAAGCAUGCAACUUUUGGUGCAUCACUUCCAAGAGAAUGGCGUCCACAUUGUGCAUAGGAGCGCUUUUUCAGUCUCGUCUGGAGAAGAUUAUAUCACGGAGGAGCUGCAAAAGUUCAAUGAAUCAAGAACGAGUGUUUUUGUCGUGCACAUGUCUGAACAUCUCGCCUCUAAUCUCUUCCCAUGUGCAGCGAGUUUAGGAAUGAUGGGAGAAGGCUAUGCCUGGAUCCUCACUGCAAAAAGCAUGAAUCAUUUCCAUUACAAGGAUCUUUUUGUGAAGGAGACGAUGGACGGGGUCAUCGGUUUCAGGUCUUAUAUUCCAAUGUCAAAAGAUCUCUACAAUUUUACUUUGAGGUGGAGAAGGUCAUUGCCCAUUGACGAUGUUGGGGAAGAAGUAAAAGGUUUGAGCAUCUCUGGCAUAUGGGCGCAUGAUAUUGCUUGGAGCCUAGCUCGAGCAGCAGAGAUGUCAAGGCUGUCAAAUGCAACAGCCCACGAUCAUGGUUCUAAUGUUGCUGAAACUAGAGCAUCUUUAAAUGCAUCGGCUCUUCUUGAGGCAAUUACACAGAGUGAUCUCAAGGGUUUCAGUGGUGACAUCCGAUUCAUCGAUAAAAAGCUUUCCUCGGAAAAGUUUGAAAUCGUGAAUAUCUUAGGAACGGGUGAGAGAAGAGUGGGAUACUGGUCUUCCAGCAAUUUCAGCAAUAGAAGACUUUUGUCUUCUACCAAUGAGCUGGAGACCAUCAUCUGGCCCGGGGGGUCUUCUAAAGCUCCGAAAGGCCGUUCUCUGGAAGAUAGAGGUAAAAAAAUGCUCAGGGUUCUCGUUACCUCGAGCAACAAGUUCCCAAAACUGGUGGAGGUGAAUACUGAUCCGUUAACAGGGGUUACGAAGGCCAAGGGAUUCUGUAUAGAAGUUUUCGAGAAUGCCAUUGCCCCGUUAAAUUAUGAAGUGGAGUACAUACCUUGGCGUAAUGGAAGUAAUUACAACAAUCUUGCUUAUACAGUCUAUAGCCAGAAAGACAAGUAUGAUGCUGCUGUUGGGGACAUCACGAUUACUGAUAACAGAUCUGCAUACGUUGAUUUUACAAUGCCUUUCACCGAGAUGGGUCUUGGAGUCGUGGCAGUGAAGGACAAAAGCAUGUGGGUUUUCUUUAGGCCUCUUACCCCAUGUCUGUGGCUAACGACUGCAGUUUUCUUCGUCCUGACCGGCAGUAUAGUUUGGUUGAUAGAACGGCCUGAUAAUGAAGAGUUCCAGGGUCCAUGGUUCCAGCAGAUUGGAACUGUGCUGUGGUUCGGAUUCUCUACCCUUGUGUAUGCUCACAGGGAGAGGCUGCAAAAGAACUUGUCAAGAUUUGUGGUUCUAGUUUGGGUCUUUGCAGUGCUUAUAUUGGUUUCAAACUAUGCUGCAACCUUGACGUCAAUGAUGACGGUCCAACAGAUGCGGUUUAGGUCAAGCCAGAACUACGUCGGAUUUUUUUCUGGCUCACUUAUUGUAAAUGUGGUUCUGAGCAAUUCUACCUUCCGAGGUCCAAGAUACAGACAGUUCACUGCAUCCGACGAUUAUGGGAACGCUUUGCAGAAUGGAACUGUCUCAUUUAUCAUUGAUGAGCUCCCAUACCUCAAGGUCAUCCUUGGGGAAUAUCCCACUGACUUGUACAUGAUUAAAAGAGAAACCAUCACCAACGGCUUCGGCUUUAUGUUCCAGAAAGGUUCUCCUUUGGUUCAAAACGUGUCCCAAGAAAUUGCGAAGCUGAGGAGAACGGGGAGGCUGGAAACCAUGGAGAAAUGGUGGUUCCAGAGACAACCGGCCUACACAGCAGAGGAUACAUCUGACCCUCUGACCCUUUACAAGUUCCGUGGAUUGUUUAUGAUCACUGGAGUUUCUUUCGGUUUUGCCCUCACCUUGCUUCUAGCUUCCUGGCUCCAGAAGAGACGACUAGUCUUACAAAAAUAUGCCAACCAUCAACUUGGUACCUUCAGGAGGUUAUUUUCACGAGCCGUUCAUCCUGGAUCUCCCACCACUGCAGAUAUGCCCAGCUGGGAGAACGGGAAUGCAGUCUAGACGGUAUCCCCACUCUUUGGUGGCUUUUAUUCGUACAUACCAAUUGAAUCGUGCAAACAAGCAUCUCGUCUGUCAUUGAUAAGCUCUUAGCAUAAUGCUCCCUCUGUGUACAAUGUAUAGUAUACCUGACCUGAUUGUGUAAAUAGCUGGAGCAUGGUCCACCGGCUGUUAUUCUGAUAUGAAGUCUCUCUGCUAAAGACAGAAGACCCGACCAUUGUACUGAAAGGGUUUAGAUUUAUUCCCUGAGAUCUGUUAUCAUUUAUACAACCAUCCUAACUGUGUGUAUGAGAUUUUGUCUGAAUUACUACACUACAUAUCAAUGAAAGUAUCAACUUUGCAUA
Messenger RNA from Tarenaya hassleriana, 3172 nucleotides. RefSeq names its product glutamate receptor 1.2-like. The transcript is spliced from 5 exons. NCBI's taxonomy places the organism in Eukaryota, Viridiplantae, Streptophyta, Magnoliopsida, Brassicales, Cleomaceae. Gene Ontology annotation, molecular function: glutamate-gated receptor activity. The record is from RefSeq and is a predicted model, not a curated record. Gene Ontology annotation, cellular component: plasma membrane. The coding region runs from base 192 to 2831 and encodes 879 amino acids.